This is a messenger RNA of Phytophthora sojae, 435 nucleotides long. RefSeq lists its product as hypothetical. The transcript has 2 exons. The record is from RefSeq and is a predicted model, not a curated record. The annotation marks the transcript as partial. Lineage: Eukaryota; Oomycota; Peronosporomycetes; Peronosporales; Peronosporaceae.
AUGCGCUCCACCUUCUACAACUACGAGGCACUAGAGAUCGUCAUCCUCACCCGAGGAAUACGCUGCUCCAACACCACCAAUUCUUCAUCAAUUGCCGCUGCAUGCACGACCGUCUUCGUGGACGACUACCGAUACGAGCGCGACAUCGUCCAGACCAAUCUCCUGGACUGGUACAGUAUCAUCUCGAUGCUGCGAGGCAGUGCGCAGGCUUAUGUCUGGGUCCGAUUGAUCUUGCUGAUCCCGUUCCAGGUCAUCGUGUACUCGAGUUUGCUGCCUGUGGCUGGGUACGUCUUAGCUCUGGUCCUCGACAGCAGCUUCAUGGACAUCUUCCUCGACUCGUAUUGGGCGUCUGUGGGGGGCGCAGUCAACUUCAAACUCGUGCCAUUUCUACAAACUACUGCCGUCCAAAUGCGCGCAGUCUGGUUGGUGGCGUUG